Fusarium graminearum PH-1 is the source of this 1056-nucleotide messenger RNA. RefSeq lists its product as uncharacterized. The record is from RefSeq and is a predicted model, not a curated record. Lineage: Eukaryota; Fungi; Ascomycota; Sordariomycetes; Hypocreales; Nectriaceae. The transcript is spliced from 2 exons. Bases 1 to 1056 code for a protein of 351 amino acids.
AUGCAGUUACCCACGAUCCAGCAACGUCCGAAAAAGGGUCCUCAUGCGUUGCGUCCUUAUGCUAAACGGUACCUCCCAAGCCCCGAUUAUCUCGAAAACCAUCAUCAACACAACAAUUAUCGAUUCACGGCUGUGUUCAAGGCCAUCAAGGCCGCAAACCCUGAUUUCCGUUUCGACACCAUUGACGUCAUUAUAUCCUCCAGCGCGUUGACAGGACUUCUCCUAAAUUCGGCGCCUGCCCUCGGCCACCUAACUCUGGAUCUGUUCGGAAACACGCUCAUCAUCAGUGGCAUCGAGGCACACAGUCAUCAUAAAUUCUGGAGCCAGAGUAAUGACAUGCAUGCAUUGCGCUACUUAGCGACGACACAACCAUCCAAAAACCCACAUCGUGCUGUAAAAUACAAUUUAGGCGGUCUUUCAAUCAUCGUUGUCAGCGAACCUAAUUUAACCUAUACCGAUACUGGUACCGGCAGAUCCAAGAAACAUCGAAAUGCAAAGAAGACUGCUGCACCUGUCACUGACUGCGCGGCUAUGUUCGCAUUGCAACUUGGGCCGGACUCGUGCUGUGAAAACAAUUUGCAAACCGGAAUGACUUCGUGGCUCUCAAGGGCCGAGUACACUGUCAAGGUAAAAGUCGUCAGGAAACCUAGUACAAAUGAGCUAUGGUUGCGCGGCCUCGACGUCGUCCCAACGACUCUUACCUUCUCAAAAUUGGAGGGAUAUUCAGAUGUUCAGAAUGCCCUUAACCAGGUGGCUGGUAUUCUACAUUGGUUACGGGAAACAGCUACGAAAUCGAAAUCGGAAUCGUCCACCAAGUUCAAGGUUGGCGGUUGGAGUGAUGUUGAAGGGGGGUCCACUCUAGCAUUGUAUGAUACCGAGCAGGACUCCCGGGUCCUGCACCGAAUGUAUGGAGAAUUCUGGGACAAUCCGACAACAGGGUACGAUGCGGCAGAGCAUGACACAGGGGAUGAAGAUAUUGCGGAGUGUUUGACAAAGAAGCACCUGCAAGCCCUUGCCGAGGUGAACGGGCUGCAGCGUUUUUUGAAGGAGCGAUGA